AAAUUACUUUACAGGCACACUGGUUCCGUUGUGUAAGUUGCACAAUUUGAUUUUUAUGAAUCUUUAUCUUAACAAUUUUCAAUGUUCAAUUCCCAGUUGUCUUGGAAACUUGACUUCUUUAACCUCUCUUGAUUUGAGUGAUAAUAUCUUCACUGGUUCAAUUCCAAAUACCAUUGGUAGUCUUUGUAGAUUGCAAGUGCUUGAUUUCUCCGAGAAUAAAUUGACAAAUUCCAUUGCAGAUCUUCCUGAUUGCCUCAUAGAUAGUUUGAAAUAUUUGGAUUUAGGUUAUAACAAUUUCAUUGGUCAACUUCCGACUCAAUUGUACAAGUAUAAGAAUAUGGAAUUUCUUUCUCUCUCUUCAAACUCUUUCUUUGGUCCAAUAAUUGAGUCACUUGGAAAUUUGUCAAUGUUGAGAACCUUGUAUAUUCAUAGCAAUAAGUUUAGCAGUAGCAUUCCCUCAAGUUUUGGAGAACUUUCAAAUCUUGAAGAUGUAGAUAUAUCUGAUAAUUCAUUUGUAGGUGUCCUCUCAGAAAUUCACUUUUCAAAACUUAGUAAUCUUGGAGAUUUGUACAUAUCUAGAAAUUUAUUUGUUUUCAAUAUAAGCUCCAACUGGGUUCCACCUUUUCAACUCUUUGAAAUUUCAAUGGAAUCCGUGAAAAUUGGUCCUCACUUUCCUCAUUGGCUUCGUACUCAAAGAAACGUUGAAACUCUAUUUAUGUCUAAUGCAAGCAUUUCAAGUGCUAUCCCUGAUUGGUUUGGAAAAUUUUUCUGGAAUUGCGAUGCAUUAGAUCUCCAUGAAAAUCAUUUAAGUGGAGAGCUUCCCUUCGAACCCCAUGUUGAAGGUUACAUGAAGGCAUUGAUUCGUUAUCUUUCUCUUUCAACGAAUUAUUUGAGUGGUGGUAUCCCCAAAUGGCUAUGCAGUUUAAAAUAUUUAGAGAUUCUUGCUCUAUCUACAAAUAAGUUAUAUGGAGAAAUACCUUCAUGCUUAGGAAAACUAAAAAAUUUGAAAAUUCUUGAUUUGGGGAAGAACAAUCUAAGUGGCCUCAUUCCAAAUUCAUUGGGAUCUCUACAAGAGCUAUAUUCUUUGCACUUGCAGAACAACAAACUUGAAGGAAAACUCCCCUCAAGCAUGCAGAAUUUAACAAGCUUGGAAAUCUUGGAUUUGAGUGAAAAUGAAUUUAUGGAUGUUAUUCCUCCAUGGAUUGGGAAAAAUUUAUUGAGUUUGAAAUAUCUUGUAUUUUAUACAAAUAAGUUCUAUGGGGAUAUUCCAUUGCAAUUGUGCCAACUGCAUGAUCUUCGAUUGUUGAAUUUGGCAAAUAAUAACAUAUCUGGAUACAUCCCAUGGUGUAUUGGCAACCUGACUGGAAUGGUUUCUAAUGGCAACCUAACAGACUACGGGGAUCGUUCUGCUUAUGGAGGCAAUUACGAUGAUGAAAUUGAUCAAGUCAUAAAAGGAUUAGCAUUGCAAUACACUAAAACCCUUCAAUUCCUAAGAUCUAUAGACCUUUCAGGGAAUCACAUUGUUGGAAAGAUCCCGAUUGAGAUAAUGAGUUUGCAUGCAUUGGAGAACUUGAAUAUUUCUAGAAAUAAUCUAAGUGGAACAAUCCCUAGGACUAUUGGGGAUUUGAGCAAAAUUGAAUCACUUGAUUUAUCUAGAAAUGAGCUCUCUGGUCCCAUUCCACCAAGCUUGUCAUCUUUGAAUUUUUUGAGCCACUUGAACUUAUCAUUCAACAAUUUAUAUGGAAGGAUACCAACAGGACAUCAACUUCAAACCCUCAAUGAUCCAUCCAUUUACAUGGACAAUGCGGGACUUUGUGGUGCCCCACUUCCAAAGGAUUGUCCGGGUGAUGUACCAUCUUUUGCUAAUCAAUCUACAAAAACCAGUAGUGAUGAUGACCAUGAGUUUUUCAUGUGGUUCUAUGCUGGUUUGGGGCCUGGUUUCUUUGUUGGAUUCAUUGGAGUAUUAAGCACUCUACUAUUUGCAAGAUCUUGGAGCUAUGCUUACUUCAAAUUUUUAGAGAUGGCUUACAACAAAAUACUCUAUUAUAUUCAUUAAAGGUCAAUGCUAGUCAAUGAGCAAUUGUGUGUUGAAGGUAUUUGUCAUUGGUCGUCUUUAAUGUGGAUGAUUACUCUUGACAUGUUGGAAGGGAGUUUCUUCCUCUAACGUGAAAGGCAAAA
Ipomoea triloba (trilobed morning glory) is the source of this 2178-nucleotide messenger RNA. RefSeq names its product receptor-like protein EIX2. Gene Ontology annotation, molecular function: protein binding. The transcript is spliced from 2 exons. The coding region runs from base 56 to 2056 and encodes 666 amino acids. NCBI's taxonomy places the organism in Eukaryota, Viridiplantae, Streptophyta, Magnoliopsida, Solanales, Convolvulaceae. The record is from RefSeq and is a predicted model, not a curated record.